Molecule: messenger RNA, 846 nt
Organism: Penicillium cosmopolitanum
Lineage: Eukaryota; Fungi; Ascomycota; Eurotiomycetes; Eurotiales; Aspergillaceae
Product: Short-chain dehydrogenase/reductase SDR
Exons: 1
Coding region: 1-846 (281 amino acids)
Biological process (GO): phosphatidic acid biosynthetic process; triglyceride catabolic process
Cellular component (GO): lipid droplet; endoplasmic reticulum
Molecular function (GO): triacylglycerol lipase activity; acylglycerone-phosphate reductase (NADP+) activity
Source: RefSeq, a predicted model, not a curated record
AUGUCCGAUAACAAUCGCAAGGUCCUUAUAACCGGCUGCUCUGACGGCGGUUUGGGUGCUGCCCUCGCGAUAGCCUUCCAUGAAAACGGGCUGGAGGUAUAUGCGACGGCACGAGAUGUCUCCAAAAUGACAGAAAUGGCAUCUCGAGGCAUCAAGACACUUUGCCUGGACGUACUUUCGGAAAGUUCGAUUACUAGUUGUGUCAGACAAGUGCCCGAACUUGACAUUCUAGUCAAUAACGCUGGCGGUGGUUACAAUAUGCCAGUAGCGGAUAUUUCGAUACCAGCGGCCAAAAAGCUAUUUGACCUGAAUGUGUGGUCAUGUCUUGCAGUCACACAGGCAUUUCUACCGCUGUUGCUAAAGUCUAAGGGGAUGAUUGUUAAUCACACAUCCGUCGCCUCUUUAUGUACCGUUCCAUUUCAAGCUACAUAUAACGCUUCGAAGGCUGCGAUGGCAAUCUUUUCCGAUACGCAGCGGCUAGAGCUCAAGCCGUUUGGUAUCAGAGUCGUGGACCUCAAAACCGGGUUUGUCCAAUCAAAUUUCCAGAAGAAUCAACGAAAGGAUGAAGGGGGCUUUUUGCCCGCUGGGUCAAUUUAUGAAAAGGCAAAAGGGGCUGUGGAGAGAGCGACUCGAGGUGAGCUGUUUGAGGAUUCUGGUAUGCCGUCACAAAAAUGGGCAAGCUUGGUUGUGACAGACCUUUUAAGAAGUCAACCUCCACCGAAUAUUUGGAAGGGAACUAAGGCUUGGCUAGUGCGAAUUGGAAGUGUUUUGCCAUUCGGAGUGUUGGACAAUACGGUCAAAAAAAUGACAGGGCUGGAUGAUGUCGAAAGAAUACUACAAAUGUGA